Messenger RNA from Paramecium pentaurelia, 1846 nucleotides. Lineage: Eukaryota; Ciliophora; Oligohymenophorea; Peniculida; Parameciidae. The record is from the annotation of a GenBank genome assembly.
AUGCAAGAAUCUACUCUUGGUAAUUAUGCUAUAGGAAAUACAUUAGGUGAAGGUACUUUUGGAAAGGUUAAAAUGGGAACCCAUUUAUAAACUGGAGAAAAGGUACUUUAAUUUUAAUUACUAUUAGGUAGCUAUUAAAAUUUUAGAAAAAGCAAAGUUUGAAGAUGAAAGUGAUGUAUAUAGAAUAGCAAAAGAAAUAGAAAUCUUAAAGAAAUUGAGACAUCCUCAUAUUAUUCAAAUUUAUGAAAUAAUUGAUACAGAUAAGGAAAUUUAUUUAAUAAUGGAAUAUGCGAGUGGAGGAGAAUUAUUUGAAUAUAUUGUAAAAAAUCAUAGAGUUUCAGAAAAGAUAGCAUGCAGAUUCUUGCUUUAAAUUUUAUCUGGAGUUGAAUAUAUGCAUAAAAUUGGAAUUGUUCAUAGAGAUUUAAAACCAGAGAAUUUGCUUUUUGAUAAUAAUCAAAAUAUUAAAAUAGUUGAUUUUGGUUUAUCUAAUACUUAUAAACCAAAUGAAUUAUUAAAAACUGCAUGUGGAAGUCCAUGUUAUGCUGCACCUGAAAUGAUUUAAGGUAUGAAAUAUUCUGGAUAUUUAAUUGAUAUAUGGAGUUGUGGUAUAGUUUUAUAUGCUAUGCUUUGUGGAUAUUUGCCAUUUGAAGAUUAGAAUACUAAUUAAUUAUAUAAAAAGAUAGUUGCUGGAGAUCUUGUAUUUCCUAAAUGGUUAUCAAUAGAAGCUAAAGAUCUAUUAAAAAAUAUAUUAAAUACAGAUCCAAAAAAGAGAUUUACAAUACCAUAAAUAAAAGGACAUAAAUGGGCUAAAAUAAUUAAAAUAGAAGAACAUUUUGGAAAUAUAGGCAGUGAUAAUAUUUAAGUUGAUGAAAUCAUAGUUGAAUAAUUAAAAAAUCUGUAUUCUAUUGAUCCCUAACUUUGUCGAAAACUUGUUAAAAAAAAUAGACACAAUAAUAUUACAACACUUUAUUAUCUUUAAAUACAAAAAAAUAAGAAGAAUAGAACUUAUAAUUAUUUUAAAAAAGAUUUUGAAGAUUCAAUCACUUCAUCAUAUAUUCUUAAUUCAUCAAAUCUAGAUUCUUUAAAUACAAGCAACAACAACACUUCUAGAUAAAAGUAAAAUACAAGUAAUGGUCACUCUCCAUAACAUAGAAUUAUGACUUAAAUCAAUAAUAGAUAAUAAUAAUCACCUUCACCUUAACCAAUGAAAUAAAUAACCAAACCAGAUUCACCAAAAUAAUUUAACAUUCUAUUAAAAAGAGAUAUAAUAAAACGACCACAAAUUAGACCCAUCAUUCCUCCUAUGCUAAAACCUAUAUAUUAGGCUGUUAACAAUUCUAUAUCUAGUGUUGGCACCAAUGGAAAUACACCUAUAUAAACAAAUAGAAAAACUGAAGAUUCUUUUUCAUUAGAUAAAGCUAAACCAAAAGUUCUAAUUAAAUAAUUAAAUGUUAGGUUAUUAAUAGAGAACGUGCAAUUAGUGCCAUAUCUGAAUAUACUCAACCAAGUCCAGUUAAAAUUCCAUAACCAAAAAUUCAUAAAGGAGCCUUCAAUUUUCAAUGUACAACUCAUAGAGAACCUUCAAUCUUUGCUGCUGAGUUAUUAAAGAUGAUAACUUAAAUGUAAAUAAGAAUACUCUAGGUACAUUUAUCAUUUAUUUGCUCAACAGUAAAAUGAUCCAUAUGAGAUGUUAUGUUCAGCCAACUUAUCUCUUAAAUUUGAAAUUUAAAUUAGACAGAUUCAAAAUUGUGAUGGUCUUUAUUUAUUAAAGGCUCACUAUAUUAGUGGAGAAUGGGAAGAAUAUUAGAAAACUUUAAAUAAACUUAUUUAAUUGUUAAAUUUUUGA